Molecule: messenger RNA, 1326 nt
Organism: Cadophora gregata
Lineage: Eukaryota; Fungi; Ascomycota; Leotiomycetes; Helotiales; Ploettnerulaceae
Exons: 1
Coding region: 1-1326 (441 amino acids)
Molecular function (GO): oxidoreductase activity
Source: RefSeq, a predicted model, not a curated record
AUGUUUGCUCUUUCUACACUCCCUGCUCCAGUGGCUGCUUGUCUGGAUGCUAUAACGCAAAAGUCAACCCAUGAUUUUGUAGCCAGCUUCUCCGAAAAUAUCGUGUUCAACGAUGAAGGAACAUUCCAGUCAGGCAUUGAAGCUCUCAGAAAAUGGCACGACGAUGGCGUCGUGGGCCACGGUGCCACAAUUGACAUCCAGAGCGGAGUGACCCUCGGAGAACAUACAAUCAUACACUUGAUCAUGGACGGAGAUUUUGAAGCAGAUUACAACAUCACGGAUCCAUUCCCUCUCUACUUCGACUUCACCCUCACAGACAACCUCAUCACCGCCCUCACCAUCACAUCCCACAACCCAAUCAUGAACACCGUCUCGAUCUCCAAACCAAAUGAUCAAGACCCAAUCUCAGCAAUCCAUCUCUCCCAACGACCACAGAAGCCGGUCCCAGAAGGCUGGCUCAAAGUCAAGCUCCAAGCCGUCGGGCUCAACUACCACGACAUCUUCACCAUGCGCGGCUUCAUCUCACAGCCCCUCACCCAACCUCUCAUCCUCGGAUGCGAAGGCACGGGUACACUUCCCGACGGCACUGAAGUCCUCAUCUUCCCUCUCAUGGGCGAUGCAGAUUUCAAAGGCGACGAGACACUCGAUCCUCAACGACAUGUCUUCAGUGAGAAAGUCAACGGCACUUUGGCUGAGUACGUGAAUGUCCCGAAACGCAAUGUCGUGAUUAAGCCGAAGGAGAUGGGCACGGAAGCUGCUGCUGUGAUGGGUAUUGCGUGGCUGACGGCUUACCGUAUGCUGUUUACUAAGUCUGGAUUGAGGGCUGGACAGACGAUGUUGGUCCAAGGCUCAUCUGGAGGCGUCACUACGGCGUUGAUUCAGCUUGGGUCCGCGGCUGGUAUGAGGGUUUGGUGUACUGGUCGAACAGCCGCCAAGCGAGAACUAGGAUUGAAGCUUGGAGCUGAGAAAGCUUUUGAGUCGGGCGAGACACUACCUGAGAAGGUGGAUGCGGUAUUUGAUACAAGCGGUGAGGUGACUUGGAAGCACAGUAUCAACUCUGUAAAGAGUGGCGGUACUGUUGUUACAUGCGGUGGCCACUCUGGAAUGUCCGUUCCUAUGGAAUUAUCGCAUGUUUUCGUUGAGCAAUUGACCGUCAAGGGAGCGUACCUGGGCACGUUGGAAGAGUACAAGGAUUUGAUUGCCUUUGUGGUGGCCAAGUCUAUCAAGCCGCAUAUUGGGAUUGUUUUGCCCAUGGCGCAGACGGCUGAGGGUUUUCAAAUGAUGAUUGAAGGGAAGACAGACGGGAAGGUCGUUGUCAGAAUGUGA